Colossoma macropomum (tambaqui) is the source of this 1398-nucleotide messenger RNA. RefSeq names its product fibroblast growth factor 10a (gene fgf10a). The coding region runs from base 1 to 660 and encodes 219 amino acids. Gene Ontology annotation, biological process: fibroblast growth factor receptor signaling pathway; wound healing; positive regulation of epithelial cell migration. Gene Ontology annotation, molecular function: growth factor activity; type 2 fibroblast growth factor receptor binding; chemoattractant activity. The record is from RefSeq and is a predicted model, not a curated record. Gene Ontology annotation, cellular component: cytoplasm. NCBI's taxonomy places the organism in Eukaryota, Metazoa, Chordata, Actinopteri, Characiformes, Serrasalmidae. The transcript has 3 exons.
AUGUGCAAAUGGACAGUGACGAAGGGUGCCGCAGCCUGGUUCCGUCCGCCCCGCGUGUGCGCGCUGCUGUUGCUGCUCGCGCUCCUCUGCUCCUCUCUGCCCGUGGCCUGCCAUGGCGCGCGCAGCAGCAGGCCCGCGCGCUCUCCUCCGCCUCCUCCUCCUCCUCCUUCCAGGGUGGCCACCAACUCGUCCUCGUCCGCGGUGGCGGCGGCGGCGGUGGUGGUGGGGCGCCAUGUCCGCAGCUACAGCCACCUCACGGGAGACGUGCGCAAGCGCAAGCUUUUCUCCUACCAGAAGUUUUUUCUCAGGAUUGAUAAAAACGGCACCGUCAACGGCACCAAGAGCAAAGACGAUCCGUUCAGUAUACUCGAAAUCAAGUCUGUGGAUGUUGGUAUCGUGGCUAUCAAAGGGCUUGACAGCAACUACUACCUUGCAAUCAACAAGAAAGGGGUGGUGUAUGGAGCGAGGGAGUUUGGCAUUGACUGCAAGUUGAUAGAGAGGAUAGAGGAGAACAGGUACAACACCUAUGCCUCUGCAGAGUGGAGGAACAAGAAGAAACCCAUGUUUGUGGGCCUGAGCGCCAACGGCAAGCCCAUGAGGGCCAAAAAGACACGAAGAAAAAACACUGCCACACACUUUCUUCCCAUUCCCAUUCCAUAACCACAGCCCUGUACAUGCCCCGCCCUGGGAACAGCUUACUGCACUGAGGAAAGACUUGGAAUUUUCUACAAUAUAAAAAGACUUUUUUUUUUUGAAAGGAAGGCACUAUGUAAAGGAACUAUAUGAACUCAUUUUCAAUGAGUCUGGUUGAUGUCAUAUAUUUGUUUUAAGUUAUUGGCACCAGAGAAAAUAUGAGUUGUUUUUCGACGCCAAAUCCUUUCCAGUGGAGGAAAUGGACCAAAAGGACAGAGGAGGAAUGGCCGCCCCCUCCCCGGACAAACUAAAGAGACAUUUCACAGAGUGUAUAACUUGUGUGUAUUUGUGUGUGUGACCUUUGAAUGCAGUUAUUUAUGCUGUACUAACUCAUGCAAGACUUUUCUAAUGGACGUUUGUGCUCUGUGACUCAGUGGACUGCUAGUAACGCAAACACUUAUCGGAAGCACUUGCUCGAAGGUGCGAGAGUGAGGGGCCAAGACAGAUGAACGGCAUACUACAAGGAGAACUUAGCCAAGGUAGCACCAUAGCAUAAACGACUCUAACAAAUCCUUAUUUACAUGCAAAGCCACUGUAUUUGAUAGCUCCAUUCUUUACCUGACUGCUUUUGAAUAAAUUAUUUAUUUUAUGUAAUAUUUAAAGGAAAACAAAGGCAAAAAAACAUUGAAUGGACAUUUUUUAUCACUUAUGCUCCUCUUUUUAAAGCUAUUCUAUCGGUAAACAUGAAUAAAUAAAUAUAUUUCU